Molecule: messenger RNA, 1535 nt
Organism: Nicotiana attenuata
Lineage: Eukaryota; Viridiplantae; Streptophyta; Magnoliopsida; Solanales; Solanaceae
Product: protein SEH1
Exons: 8
Coding region: 204-1181 (325 amino acids)
Biological process (GO): cellular response to amino acid starvation; positive regulation of TORC1 signaling
Cellular component (GO): nuclear pore outer ring; Seh1-associated complex
Molecular function (GO): structural molecule activity; protein binding
Source: RefSeq, a predicted model, not a curated record
ACAUAGGAGUACUUUGAUUAGUUUUGUUAGAAAACAUAACAAUGAAGAUUAUGUAAUAUUUGAAACUAUAGGGGAGAUUUAUACAAUUGUCUCAAAUACAAAAAGAAGGAACAGUGUUCAGAGCAAAACCCUAGAGAGACGAGGGUUUAGAAGCAGCAAAGCUGCAGACUUGAGAUUAGCUUGAGAUUUGAACAGAAGCAGAAAUGGAUAAACCCAUUAUACAUCUGGACAAAGGCACAACAUGUACUGCUUGGAAUUAUUCGGGUCAGAGAUUAGCAGCUGGUUCUACUGACGGCAAUUUGUCCAUCUUUGAUUCUACUGACCCUGCUUCUUCUGUUUUUAGUUGCUCUUCUAAAUUUAAGGUGCAUGAAUCCAGCAUUGUAAAAAUUAUUUGGGCUCCACCAGAAUAUGGAGAUGCAGUUGUUUGCAUUUGUGCUGAUGGAAGUUUGUUGUUGUGGGAGGAGGUGGUUGAAGAUUCAGAGUUGCUUCAAUGGAAGCUGUGCAAAUGCUUUGACAGAAUCUCAUCUCAAGUUCUGGAUGUUCAGUUUGGAGUCUCCAAGACAAGUCUGAAAUUGGUUGCCGCAUAUUCAGAUGGCCAGGUAAAAGUGUUUGAGCUCCUAGAUCCAUUUGAAUUGAAGAACUGGCAGCUACAGGCUGAAUUUCAGAAUGUCAUUGAAUCUGUAUCUAAAUUUGGAAACGUCUCAUGCCAAUCUGCUUCUAUUGCUUGGAAUCCUUUAAAAGGAGAAAUUCAGCAAUCAAGCUUUGUUUUGGGUUUUAAUUCCGACAUGCCACAAAUGAACUCCUCCAAGGUUUGGGAAUUCGAUCAGGAUCAUCAGAGAUGGCUUCCAGUUGCGGAAUUAGCUUUACCUGCAGAUAAAGGUGAUCCAGUCUCUACUGUUGCAUGGGCGCCGAAUAUUGGAAGGCCGUACGAGUUAAUAGCAAUUUCUACUUCCAAGGAAAUUGCCAUAUGGCAUGUUGGAUCAAAUCCUGACCCCGGUGGAAGGCUCUCGGUGGAGAAGGUUGCCACGCUCUCUACUCAUGACAGCGAGGUAUGGCAGAUGGAAUGGGACAUGAGCGGGAUGACACUUGCUACUACUGGGAGUGAUGAUGUAGUUCGCUUGUGGCAGUCCGACUUGAAUGGGGUUUGGCAUGAACAAGCGGUAUUAGAGCCCACUAGCUAGGCUGCUUAUGUGAUUUUCACAUUCAAACUUGAACAAGAGGCUCUAACCAGUUAAACACAAGAUUCUCUGGUGAUUAUCGACGUUACCAAUUUGCCAUCAGGCAUAUCAUUUUGUAAAGCUAAGUGAGUCCCUGCUUUGACUGUUUCUGUGGGUGGAUAGCAUAGUCUUCAACUCUUGCAUUGUAAGUGGUUUUCCAGAGAUUGUGGCAAGUGGGGAUAUGGAAAUUCCCAAUAUGACUAUGUUCAUCUAACAUCAUGAACUUGUUUGAGCCCAUUGUUUUAGUAUGGGAAAUUGGCAUACAGGAGUAUUUACUACUAUUCUUAUUAAUAUCCUAUGUCCUUGUUUGUCUGGUCG